Messenger RNA from Trichoderma asperellum CBS 433.97, 933 nucleotides. RefSeq lists its product as uncharacterized. The record is from RefSeq and is a predicted model, not a curated record. Gene Ontology annotation, molecular function: translation initiation factor activity; RNA binding; ribosome binding. Gene Ontology annotation, biological process: translational initiation. Gene Ontology annotation, cellular component: eukaryotic translation initiation factor 2 complex; eukaryotic 48S preinitiation complex. NCBI's taxonomy places the organism in Eukaryota, Fungi, Ascomycota, Sordariomycetes, Hypocreales, Hypocreaceae.
AUGUCUUUAACGAACUGCCGUUUUUACGAGGAGAAGUAUCCGGAGAUCGACAGCUUUGUCAUGGUCAAUGUCAAGCAGAUCGCCGAGAUGGGUGCCUACGUUAAGCUGCUGGAGUACGACAACAUUGACGGCAUGAUUCUUCUCUCUGAGCUGUCCCGAAGACGUAUUAGAAGUAUCCAGAAGCUUAUCCGAGUCGGGCGCAACGAGGUUGUGGUGGUGCUCCGUGUCGACAAGGAGAAGGGAUAUAUCGAUCUGUCAAAACGACGUGUCUCUCCCGAGGAUAUUGUCAAGUGCGAGGAGCGAUACAACAAGAGCAAGAUGGUCCACUCUAUCAUGCGCCACGUUGCCGAGAAGACCCAGACACCUAUCGAGUCUCUGUAUGAGAGCAUAGCCUGGCCCCUGAACCGCAAGUACGGCCACGCUAUUGACGCUUUCAAGCUGUCCAUUACCAACCCCGAGGUGUGGGAGGAGAUCACAUUCCCUAACCAGGUCGUCGACGACGAGCUGAAGCUGUACAUCAGCAAGCGACUCACCCCUCAGCCCACCAAGGUCCGUGCCGACGUCGAAGUCACCUGCUUCGGCUAUGAGGGUAUCGAUGCUGUCAAGGCUGCGCUGCGAACCGCCGAGGCCAAGAACACAGAGAACAUGCAGGUCAAGGUCCGACUUGUUUCGCCGCCUUUAUAUGUGCUUACUAGCACAUGCAUUGACAAGGCGCAAGGCAUCACUCGUCUGGAAGAGGCCAUCGUCGACAUCCGGACCACCAUUGAAGCUGCCGGUGGCAACCUUACCGUGAAGAUGGAGCCCAAGGCCGUCACAGAGAGCGAUGACGCCGAGCUGCAGGCACUUAUGGAGAAGAGGGAGCGUGAGAACGCUGAAGUUAGCGGUGAUGAGAGUGUUAGCGACAGUGACGACAACAUCCCUGAGACGAUCUAA